This is a messenger RNA of Drosophila pseudoobscura, 929 nucleotides long. RefSeq names its product microtubule-associated protein RP/EB family member 2-like. Gene Ontology annotation, biological process: spindle assembly; regulation of microtubule polymerization or depolymerization; protein localization to microtubule. The record is from RefSeq and is a predicted model, not a curated record. Lineage: Eukaryota; Metazoa; Arthropoda; Insecta; Diptera; Drosophilidae. Gene Ontology annotation, cellular component: cytoplasmic microtubule; spindle midzone; microtubule organizing center. Bases 131 to 850 code for a protein of 239 amino acids. The transcript has a single exon. Gene Ontology annotation, molecular function: microtubule plus-end binding.
UGUCCAAUAAAGUGUUGGAAAUAGUCUUAUUCGAAACAUCAGACAGAUAAGAUUGCCUGAAAAAACAAAAUAUAUUUUACAAGAUUUACAAAAAUUUGUUUUUCCAAAUUCACUGAUAAAAGAGAACGACAUGCUGAACGUUUACCACACCAGAAACUCAAAUCCUUCGCAGAACCUGUCGCGUAAGGAGAUCAUAAAAUGGAUAAACAGUACCCUGAACAUCGAUAUCAAGAAGCUGGAGGCUCUGGGAUCCGGCGCCGAGUACUGUCAGCUGUUUAACCAACUCCAUCCGGGCACCAUAAACCUGAAGAAGGUGAAACACGGUUCACAUCUCCAGGCGGACUACCAGGCCAACUUCCUUUUGCUACAGCGGGCCCUGCAGAAGGUGGGUGUGGACAAGGACAUCCAGAUAGGCAGGAUGAUUGUGGGUGGCUGUCGCGAGAACUUGGACUUCGCUCAGUGGUUCAAAAAGCUCUACGACCGAAACAUUGAAAAGCAGGACACAGUCUUCCAGGAUGUCUCGGAGCCCAGCAAGCCGUCGUUCAGCAAGCAGUCGUCCAGCAAGCGGUCGUCUAGCAAUCUGUCGUCCAGCAAGCGGUCGUCUAGCAAUCUGUCGUCCAGCAAGCGGUCGUCCAGCAAGAUAUCGUCCAUCAAGCGGUCGUCUAGCAAUCUGUCGUCCAGCAAGCGGUCGUCCAGCAGUCUGUCGUCCAGCAGUCUGUCGUCCAGCCAGCGGUCGUCCAGCAGUACUGUAGUUCCAUCUGGGCCCCUCAGCCAGCGAUCGGUGUCACUCCUUUCCCGAAAACAUCAACCAGACUUCGUUGGUGUAUUGAUGCGUUCGAUGUCUGGAUAAAUCUAUCGAAAAGGAAGCUUAUCUUUAGCGAUAUUUGAGUUUAAAUCUCCUUAGAAUAAAAUUGUUUUAAAUUCUUUUU